AUGUCUGUAUCGCCAAUCUCUUCCCUUGGCCCUCACAAUGGCCCCGAAACCUCACCUAAUAGAAUUAUGGUGAGCCCCGGCCCUUCGGCAUCAAGUUCAUCAACGACCGUCAAUAUGUCCAGACCACAUUCCUCAACCACGGCAGGUCCUGGUAUCAAUACGAAUGUGAACAACAACUCUUGUCAAGCCCCAACCUCUGCUGCCGACAUUGUAGGCCGAGCAAAUCUGGCUAGUCCAACUACUCCACAGUCUUUCCUCACUCCCACUCCCACUCGUGUCGAUACCUCGGGAACGCUACGCGGUCCCCUCUCGCCUCAGCAGACCUUCGGGACUCUGAGCCCAUCCUCCACAAUCUACCCCUCCGUCAGCACAAGCAGCACUCUGAAACAGACUGCUACAUCUCAAGUCACUCUCGUCCCCUCCAAGGUUCCUGCCCAGCGUCCCCAAGGUUGGUUCCGAAGGACUACCGCCAAUAUUCAUCAGGCUUAUCAUGAAUACUGGAUGCAGGCAUCCAUGGUCGGUCUUGCUGUUCUGGGUCUUCUCACAGCACUGGCACACCAUCUAUACAAUGCGAGCCUCGAUGGCCGUCGGGUCUCUGGUGAUACGCAAUGGCCUCCGAGGUUUGGCAGUGCACUAUCAUUCUUUGUGAAAGCCAUUUUGAUUGCUUCUGUGGAAAUAGCUUAUAAGCAGCAGGCUUGGCUGGUUGUCAAGAAGCGAGACCUGAAGAUGUCAACUCUAGACGCAAUCUUCUCCCAAAACCUCGAAAUCGAUUCUUUGGUUUGCUCACAUAAUUCUUUCUUGAAGGUCUACUACGAUCCGUUCCAAUUCGCCAAUUUUGAAUUCUUGUUCAAGACUUGGCUCCCUGCUCUACUUGCCAUUGUGUCUUGGGCAUUGCCACUGUGUGCAAUCGCAUCGCCAUCCACGCUGAUGUCCACAGCCGGGUACGAGACGACCUUCACCAACUGUACCAAUGUUCCUGUAAUGAACCUCAGCCGCGAGAUUGGCUACACCCUCGCUGAGACCGAAGACGAUCUGUCUGGCCUCGCAAACUGGAACAUCAUGUCCAACGGCGAAUACGUCUAUGCCCAACCGUCUUCGGAGAUGACGCGCCUCUUUGAGCUCUCUACAUUGUCCACCACAGGGCCACUGCAGCCCAGCAGUCCUUGCCCUGCCGGCACAAAUUGCACAUAUGUUUGCUCAUUUUUCGCUCCCGCCUACGGGUGUGAGGAGAGAGACGAGUUUGGUGGACCGGGCCAGCAGGUCAACAGAUCCGACAUGGCGCCUAAUGGCCCUCUGCUCUACGCCAGCUAUUCAUCCCUCCCCAUGGGUACCGAAGACGAGAAUGGAGCCCCACUCAUCUGGACCAACAUGAGCCAGGCUGAUCCAAAUGACCCAGAGAUAGGCGUCUUCACGGGUCUGCCCUCUUUGUGGCUGGGCUGGGUCACGCAAUCUGCAAACGCCACCGACGGGCUAUGGACCAACCUGACAACGCACAUCUCGGAAUGCCAAAUGUACAACGCGACUUAUACGUUCAACGUCAGCUGGAUUAAUGGCGAGAUGAAUAUCGACAACAGUGACACACAGCUUCACAAUCUGUUGCUCCCCAACGGCAGUUCAAAAAGUCCGAAUGCUACUGACUACCUGGAGUUUGGGUCCUAUCAUGCGACAGGCUGGCUGCUGCGCAACCUCCUCAGCGGGAACGUCACCCUGGCCAACCAGAGUGACCCUUCAACAGAAUACGCCAUCACCUGGACAGACACAACGCAGACAACGCUCCUCAACCCAGCAUCCCAGCUGCCCGCCGGCGGAGACGACCUGGCAGCAUCCGUAGGCGACCUGUACCGCAACGUUUUCUUCUCCAUGAUGUCCGACAGCGGCCUUCAUGACAGGCAGCUCAGUACGGUCCAGUGCGCGAUCACGACAUCCGUACAGGUGUGGAAGUACGAACCCUUCUGGCUCAUCAUGCCCUACGCCGUCGCCGUGGGCGUGACGUUCCUGACCUUGCUCGUUGGCAUGCACGGCUUCAUCAUGAACGGCUAUGCCGCCGACGCCAACUUUAGCACCUUUGUCACGACCUCGCGCAGCAAGGACCUGGACACGCUAUCCAAGGGGUCGUGUCUCGGCCAUUGGCCCAAGGAGAAGCACCUGAUGGAGUCGAAGCUGAAGUUUGGCGAGGUAGAGACGGACGGGUCGAGUCCCCAUGUUGCGUUCGCGUUCCCGGAGACCGUCAAGGGGUUCGAUAAGAGGAAACAGUACGUGCAGAAGGCAGAAAAGCAUUGA
Cryphonectria parasitica EP155 is the source of this 2280-nucleotide messenger RNA. RefSeq lists its product as uncharacterized. NCBI's taxonomy places the organism in Eukaryota, Fungi, Ascomycota, Sordariomycetes, Diaporthales, Cryphonectriaceae. The transcript is spliced from 6 exons. The record is from RefSeq and is a predicted model, not a curated record. The coding region runs from base 1 to 2280 and encodes 759 amino acids.